AUGCUCGGGUCUCAUAAUGAUAUCAACGUUCUCCAUAGUUCUCCUUUAUUUGAUAACUUGGCGGAAGGUAGAGCUCCUGAAGUGAAAUAUUCUGUUAACGGCCACGAGUACACAAUGGGCUACUAUCUUGCAGAUGGUAUAUACCCCGAUUGGGCUACUUUGGUCAAGACAAUCAGACAUCCUAUGGGUAGCAAGAGGCAAUAUUUUGCUAAAGCGCAAGAAGCUGCACGGAAGAUGGUGGAGAGAGCUUUUGGUGUUCUACAGUCUAGGUUAGCCAUUGUUCGAGGACCGGCUCGUUUAUGGGACGUAGAGACAUUGUCAUUGAUCAUGACAGCCUGUGUGAUCAUGCACAACAUGAUUGUCGAAGACGAAGGAUUUGUGGUGGACCCAAACGAGCGUUUCGAUUACGGUGGAGAUAAUGUCCAACCUGAUCAUGGCCACGCUCAUCGAACACUUGAGGAGUUCAUUGAGGCGCACAAAAAAAUCCGAGAUAAGAACACACAUGAGCAGUUGAAAGGAGACCUAAUCGAACACCUUUGGAACCAUCAUCCAGAUUUAUAUUAGAUACCUUUUUCAAUUUUAGUUGCUUCUGUUCUAGUUCUUCAUCGCAUGAAACUUUAGUUGCUACUGUUUUAUUUUUUACUCAAGUACAAUGCACCAGGAAGAUUU
Messenger RNA from Sorghum bicolor (sorghum), 669 nucleotides. RefSeq lists its product as uncharacterized. The record is from RefSeq and is a predicted model, not a curated record. Lineage: Eukaryota; Viridiplantae; Streptophyta; Magnoliopsida; Poales; Poaceae. The transcript has a single exon. The coding region runs from base 1 to 564 and encodes 187 amino acids.